Molecule: messenger RNA, 1528 nt
Organism: Lineus longissimus
Lineage: Eukaryota; Metazoa; Nemertea; Pilidiophora; Heteronemertea; Lineidae
Product: retinol dehydrogenase 14-like
Exons: 6
Coding region: 216-1115 (299 amino acids)
Source: RefSeq, a predicted model, not a curated record
AUAAUACUAGCACAAAUAACCAGAUAACAUUCGCAUUGGUUCUAUAUACUGUACACUUGACGGUUUUUGCGUGUCUAUAAUCAUCAUCGAGGCAAGUCGAGACGCCGUGUGGGGUUUAAGAGUUCAGUCGCGGCUCUUGUUUUCGUGUAAGGCCUACCCGAGAAGGAUCUGAACUUCAUAGGAUAUUAGCUGCGGUGAUUCGUGUAAAUUCAGCAAUGUCUCACAGUUAUUGGGCUGGGGGUGUUUGCACAAGCAAAGCCUCGAUGGUAGGGAAGACAGUCAUCAUUACAGGGGCAAACAGUGGUAUCGGCAAGGAGUCAGCCUUGGACAUUGCAAGGCGAGGGGCCAGGGUGAUCAUGGCCUGUCGUAACACAGAUGAGGGGGAAAAAGUAGCCACUGAGAUUAAAGAGAAGACAGGGAGCACUAAAAUUGAAGUUAGAAAACUCGAUUUGGCGUCCCUGGCGUCUGUUCGGACAUUUGCAGAGGAGAUCAAAAGAACCGAGAACAGGUUGGAUGUGUUGUUGAAUAACGCAGGAGUGAUGAUGUGUCCCCCGAUGAAAACCGCUGACGGUUUUGAGAUGCAGCUCGGCACCAACCAUCUCGGCCAUUUCUUGUUGACGAACCUCCUUUUAGACUUGCUCAAGUCAUCUGCACCGAGCAGAAUCGUCAAUGUGUCAUCACGUGCUUAUCUUAGGGGGAAAAUCAACUUUGAUGACUUGAUGUUCGAGAAGAAAUACAAUUCAUCGGCAGUGUACAGCCAGAGUAAACUUGCCAAUAUUUACUUUACGACAGAACUCGCCAAAAGACUAGAAGGAACUGGCGUCACAGCAAAUUGCUUACACCCUGGUGUCAUCGACACCAAUCUGUUGAGACAUUUCACCGGAGCAGGCUGGAAGGCUUUAUCGGUCAUGGCCUCCCCCCUCACCAAGCUCAUGAUGAAAACUCCGCAAGAGGGCGCACAAACAAACAUCUUCUUGUCGGUCUCUGAAGAAGUGGAAGGUGUCACGGGGAAAUAUUUCGCAGACUGCAAAGAGGUGCAGCUCCUGCCUCACGCGACGGACGACGAAGUCGGGCAAAAGUUAUGGGAAGUUAGUGAGAAGUUGGUUGGACUAUAAACGUGAUAAAUGCUAGGAUUUAUAAUGUUACGCCUAAUAUAUAGGUAUCACUGAGCCCGAUCUCGGCGAGGAAGUCUGAGGAAUGGCAUGAGCCCGCCGGCCCUGUAGAGAAAGAUCAGGGAAUUUGCUUCGAUUUUACGGUAUACGAUGUCGUAUAAAUGUGUUUGGUAUCCUCUAGCAAAUGACCAAAGCAUUCAUUGAAAGAUUCUGCUCUAGCUAUGAAAAUUAAUCCGUCAAUGAAAAACUCAUAUGAUAGGACUAAUUCUCUGAGGAGCUAUAUGGCCAGCUACACCGAAUGGGGCGAGAAAGAUUGGUGCCACUUGUCAGGUUUGAUAAAAAUGGCCGGUGAAAUUGAUGCAUGACGAAGUACAUGUAUAUUUCCUUGUAUUGUAAAAAAGAAGAUUUUAACUGAA